Naegleria lovaniensis is the source of this 1569-nucleotide messenger RNA. RefSeq lists its product as uncharacterized. Gene Ontology annotation, biological process: protein phosphorylation. Lineage: Eukaryota; Heterolobosea; Eutetramitea; Acrasida; Naegleriidae. Bases 1 to 1569 code for a protein of 522 amino acids. Gene Ontology annotation, molecular function: protein serine/threonine kinase activity; ATP binding. Gene Ontology annotation, cellular component: cytoplasm. The transcript is spliced from 5 exons. The record is from RefSeq and is a predicted model, not a curated record.
AUGACCAAGAAAAGUUCUGGCUCUAAAUUUCGUCUUCCCUUCUUUCAUAUAUCUUCCAAAGAUAAAACCAUCAUGGUACAAAGCACGUCCAAUGAUGCGGAUGAUGUAGAUAUUCGAGUGUUUGAUCCAGAGUUUAAAGUACCAUCGGUAAAUUCUCCAUCGUUAACAAGUCCCGGAGGUGCAAACAGUAGCACGAGUAAUAUGGGACACGUCGUGAUGAGUAGUAAUACUGCUGCUAGUGGUCAUAACGGACAUCAUCAUCAUCAACAACAACAACAUGGCUCUACAGCAAUUACAUCGCCGGGUAGUGCCGGCUCAACACCAACGCAAUUUCCUUCAUCAGGAAAAUCACCACCAACUCCAAUCAGCGAAGAAGACGUUGAGAGAGUUCUUGAUACGAUUCGAGUCAUUGAUGAGCCGGAAGAGGCCUCCGUAAAAGCACCAAAAGAAUUGGAAUGUUUAGUGGCAUAUAAAGAUAUGAAUAGAAUAACCAAAAUUAAUUUACGAGGAACAUUGGAUGAUGCUAUCAACAAGUGCAAAUCAAUAUAUAAGAUUGAUCAAAAUACAAAUGUCAGACUUGACGUGCUGGAUCCGAGGGUAGACGAAUAUAUUGUUGCAGAGUCCGUGGAUCAUAUUAAAAAGUGCAAACAAAAACUGUCAGCAAAACCUGUAAAAUUACGGUUAGAAGAGAACAAGCAAGCGACGGUAUCGUUCGAGGAUCAGAUGGGAUGGAUUGAAAUGAAAGUAUUGGGUCAGGAGCUUUUGAAGAUUCACGUUUCUAAAGGGCAAAAAGAAUAUAAGGAAAAAAUUGAAAAAGAAAUACAAGUCAUGCAAUCUCUGGAUCAUCCAAACAUUGUCAAAUGUUAUGGAUAUCAUGAGCAUGGAGAAUUUUUCUACAUCAUGAUGGAAUUAAUGCUUGGAGGAUCGCUGAAGAGCGUUAUGAAACGAAUUGGAAAAGGCCUCACCGAAGAUGUCAUACAAGACUACGCCAAACAACUUUUUUCUGCUUUAGUAUACAUUCAUGAAGACUUACCUACACAUGUAUAUCACAGAGAUUUGAAGUGUGACAAUUUCCUUUUGGCAGGCAAUUUGAUAAAAAUUGCAGAUUUUGGAGAAGCUAAAGUAAUUCAGAAAGGUCAAACAUUUUCUCAAACAAGGAAUUCUGUUGUCGGAACUUUAACAUUUUGCAGCCCUGAAAUGCUUCGAGGAGACCCAACAUACAAACGAUCUCACGCUCCUGAUAAUCUUCACUUAUUACAAGAGAAGAUUAUUCCUGAAUUAACAGUAUCCAACGAGUUGAAAGAUUUGUUACUUCAAUGUCUUAAAGAAGAUCCAAGUCAACGACCAAAAGCAAGUGAAUUGCUGAAACAUGAAUUUUUCACAAAAGUUUUCCCAAGAGGAACACUCAAAGAAGAAAUUCUUGCUCAAUUUCACUUUUUCACAGACGAAUGUGAGAAACUGCAACAAAAAGCUCUUCCAACUUAUCAUUCCACCAUUUUUGAUCCAAACUCGAAAACUUUGACACAAAAAGAACAAGAACCGGAAUAUGCCGCCGAUUACUUUGAAUGA